AAUCAGCCUCUGAUUAUUUCCUUUUGUUCUUUCUUGCUUGCAUGAGUAUUUACACAAGGCUGUACUGUACAUGUUGGUUGCUCUACAGAUAUUCUUCAAGAGCCAGCACUUGGUUGAUCUACAGAUAUUGUUACUGCUACUGCUACUACUGCUGCACAUGGUGAUGGGCCAGGGAGGCAUCAAAGCUAGAGACCGUGCCGUCCACGAUCCCAAUCACGCAUCGAUCGACCUGGGACUGAGCUACUGAGCUAAGCUUACCAUGGUGAUCUUGAUUCUUGUAACGUAGAGACUACACCAUCUUCUGCUACAUAUAGCCCGGAAUGCACCAAUGCAUGAGUGGAUCAGCUCACCUGAAAGCCUGAAACUGAACUGACCUGAUCACCUGACCAUCAAUGGCGUCCAAGAACAGCUGCGCCUGCCACGGCGUCGUCGUCACCCUGGCCUCGUGCCUCCUCCUCGUCGCCGCCGCCGUCUCCGUCUCUGUCCUCGCCGCGCACGUCGCCGUCGGCCGCGUCUGGUCUCCUGCCGGCGCCGCCGCCGCCGCCGGCCAUCACCAUUCACUCUCACCGGCUUGGGUGCCAUCACCGUCAUCACGCCAUGCUCAUCAUGCCAGGGAACUCGUGAACCGCCGAGUUCAGGUCGGGAGGAUGGAGGCCGGGCUGGUCCAGGCGCGGGUGUCCAUCCGGCGAGCCAGCCGCACGCGCAGCUGCACGCCGGACGACGGCGGCGGGUUCAUCCCCAGGGGCGCCGUGUACCGCGACGCCUACGCCUUCCACCAGAGUUACAUUGAGAUGGAGAAGAGGUUCAAGGUGUGGACGUACAGAGAGGGCGAGCCGCCGGUCGUGCAAAAGGGCGGCGCCGCCUUCGCCGGCAACGACGGCAUAGAGGGCCACCUCAUCGCCGAGCUGGACAGCAGCGGCGGCGGCGGCCGGCACCGGGCACGCCACCCCGGCGAGGCGCACGCCUUCUUCCUCCCCAUCAGCGUCGCCAGCAUCGCCGGCUACGUCUACCGCCGCGACAUGAUCGACUUCUGGGACCCCCAGCUCCGGCUCGUCGCCGGCUACGUCGACGGCCUCGCCGCCAUGUACCCCUUCUGGAAUCGCAGCCGCGGCGCCGAUCACUUCCUCGUCUCCUGCCACCAAUGGGCCCCGAUCCUGUCCGCUGCCAAGGCGGAGCUACGCGGCAACGCCAUCCGCGUCAUGUGCGACGCCGACAUGUCGGACGGCUUCGACCCCGCCACGGACGUCGCGCUGCCGCCGGUGGUCGCCAGCGCCCGCGCGACGCCGCCGCAGGGCCGCGUGGCUUCGGAACGCACGGUGCUCGCGUUCUUCGCCGCCGGCGGUGGCGGCGGCGGCGCCGUGAGGGAGGCGCUGCUGGCGCGGUGGGAGGGGCGGGAUGACCGGGUGGUGGUGUACGGUCGCCUCCCGGCGGGUGUGGACCACGGCGAGCUCAUGCGCAGGGCGCGGUUCUGCCUGUGCCCGUGCGGCGGCGGCGAGGGCGCGGCCGCGGCGAGCCGCCGCGUCGUGGAGGCGAUCACCGCCGGGUGCGUGCCGGUGCUCGUCGACGACGGCGGCUACUCGCCGCCGUUCAGCGACGUGCUGGACUGGGCACGGUUCUCCGUCGCCGUCCCCGCGGAACGCGUCGGCGAGAUCAAGGACAUCCUCGGCGGCGUCUCGGACCGCCGCUACGGCGUGCUCCGCCGCCGCGUGCUGCGCGUCCGGCGCCACUUCCGGCUGAACCGGCCGCCGGCCAAGCGGUUCGACGUGGUCAACAUGGUCAUCCACUCCAUCUGGCUCCGCCGCCUCAACCUCAGCCUCCCCUACUGAAUUACAGAAUGAACAACAAAAAAGAAAGUUAAUUAGGUCCCUGCAGUUUGGAACGCGAGAAAAUUUCACGUUCCUACAAAAUUUGAACUGUUCUAUGUUCGAAACGAGACCGGCCAGUGUGAUGGAUCUGACCAAGCUAGCUAAGCUAACCAAAGUGUGCAGUAGAACACUGUACACUGCAUUUCUGCAUUUAUAGACAAUAGGUUGUGUUCGAAUGAGUUAUUCCUAAUUUCUCGCCCCUCGUUUUCUACACGCAGGCUUGCUAAAAUGUUGCACUUUUUUUUCUAUACAAAGUGAUUUAUAAAUCAUAUUGAUUUAUUUUUU
Oryza sativa Japonica Group (Japanese rice) is the source of this 2150-nucleotide messenger RNA. Its product is annotated as probable glycosyltransferase At5g20260. Gene Ontology annotation, molecular function: glycosyltransferase activity. The record is from RefSeq and is a predicted model, not a curated record. NCBI's taxonomy places the organism in Eukaryota, Viridiplantae, Streptophyta, Magnoliopsida, Poales, Poaceae.